AAUUAUUUCACAAAGUGGUAAUGUGUUGGUUGUGGUUAUGGUUAUGUUGACCAUUAAAAGAAAAGAGUUGAAUUCGCAAAUUAUUAUUACCAGUGGGUUCUUUUGAGAGAUAUAUAGUGUAAAUGAGUGCACCUAAUACAAAGAUGAACUGCUUUAUUUUUGUCUAAUUUUCUGUUGUUCUCGUGUUUUUUAUCAGGCCUUGCACGAUUAAAGCUAUGUCAUUUGAUCAAGAUGAAGACGAUCAGUAUAGCCAGGGGUUUGGUGUUGGCUCAUUUCCUAAAGAUUUUGGUUAUGGAGCAUUCGAGCAAGAUGGAGACGGCCCUGGAGGACCUUUAGCUGGGGAACAAAAGCCGAGAAUUCUGCUCAUGGGUUUACGAAGAAGUGGAAAGUCUUCGAUUCAGAAAGUGGUGUUCCAAAAGAUGUCGCCCAAUGAAACAUUAUUUUUAGAAAGUACAAAUAAAAUAGUGAAAGAAGAUAUAUCGAAUUCAUCUUUUGUACAGUUUCAAAUUUGGGACUUUCCUGGUCAAAUAGACUUUUUUGACCCGAGUUUUGACUCUGAUAUGAUCUUUGGAGGGUGUGGAGCUCUAGUCUUUGUUAUUGACGCACAGGAUGAUUAUAUGGAUGCUUUGAACAAACUACACCUUACAGUCACAAAAGCGUUCAAAGUCAAUCCGGCGAUAAAGUUUGAAGUGUUUAUUCACAAAGUUGACGGGUUGACUGAAGACAACAAAAUGGAAACUCAAAGAGACAUCCACCAGAGAGCAAACGAUGAUCUGUCAGAUUCUGGGUAUGACCAGAUUCUACUUAGUUUCUACCUAACGUCAAUUUACGACCAUAGUAUAUUUGAAGCUUUUAGUAAAGUAGUGCAAAAGUUAAUCCCUCAGUUACCUACACUUGAAAAUUUACUGAACAUCCUAAUAUCUAAUUCUGCCAUUGAAAAAGCUUUCUUAUUUGAUGUUGUCUCCAAGAUAUAUAUUGCGACUGAUUCCUCCCCAGUGGAUAUGCAAAGCUAUGAACUGUGUUGUGAUAUGAUUGAUGUUGUUAUUGACGUUUCUGGAAUUUAUGGACUCCAAGAAGACCCAGAAUCGCCAGCGUUUGACGGCCAAAGUUCUAGUCUGAUAAAGCUGAACAACGGCACAAUCUUGUACCUCAGAGAGGUGAAUCGCUUCUUGGCAUUGGUGUGCAUCUUGAGAGAGGACAACUUUGACAAACAAGGUGUCAUUGACUACAACUUCCUGUGUUUCCGGGAGGCUAUACAGCAAGUGUUUGAACUGCGAAGCAAAUCAGCGACCAACAACCAUAUGCUAAACAACCACUCGGAGGCUAUAGCGACAUAGUAGACUGGGAUGCUACAGAGUAAUGGAUAUUGAUAAUCAGGGCUAUAGAGAGUGUAAAGUAAUCUGUAAUUUUGUACGACAAUUAUUUUUGUAUAAAACGUUUUGUAUAUAUUUACAUAUUGUAUAGGAGGAUCAGUCUCAAAUAGUACUGAUAAUUUUAACCGAUGUGGGGAAACGGUGUAUAUCACUUGACAUUAUUGUGUAGAUAAGAGAAAUCAGAUGAGAAAUAUGUAUAGAAAGACAUUAUGUAGAUUCUUGACUAAACCAUGCAUAGUAAUUCACGUAUAUAUUUUUUUAGUAAAUAUUUUAUUAAUGCAUGUACAAAGUUAAAAGAUUUAUAUAAAUUAUUGUGUUGUGCUUUCGUGCCUUUUUAUGUAGGUUAACAAUUCAUGUUUGAUUGUAUCUUUAUUUAUCUGUUUGUUUAUUAUUAUUGUUACUCAUUUUAAUACAUUUUGUUAACUUCUUAUUGGCAGUCGUUUUAAAUUAAUUACAAUAUGGUGAAAUUUAUGAAAUAUGGUAAUAUAAUAAAAAUGUACUAAACUAUAAAUAAAUUAUCUUCAUCAGCA
Molecule: messenger RNA, 1903 nt
Organism: Macrosteles quadrilineatus (aster leafhopper)
Lineage: Eukaryota; Metazoa; Arthropoda; Insecta; Hemiptera; Cicadellidae
Gene: RagC-D
Product: ras-related GTP-binding protein C
Exons: 8
Coding region: 216-1337 (373 amino acids)
Biological process (GO): cellular response to starvation; positive regulation of TOR signaling; cellular response to amino acid stimulus
Cellular component (GO): nucleus; Gtr1-Gtr2 GTPase complex; lysosome
Molecular function (GO): GTPase activity; GTP binding
Source: RefSeq, a predicted model, not a curated record